Chenopodium quinoa (quinoa) is the source of this 4223-nucleotide messenger RNA. RefSeq lists its product as uncharacterized. The coding region runs from base 447 to 2039 and encodes 530 amino acids. The transcript is spliced from 4 exons. Lineage: Eukaryota; Viridiplantae; Streptophyta; Magnoliopsida; Caryophyllales; Amaranthaceae. The record is from RefSeq and is a predicted model, not a curated record.
UUAAAGAUUGGCUUAAAGGUAAUGCUUAGUAGGAAAUUUUUGGAUUUAGCAUCUCUUGAUUUAAUACUCAGUAAAAUAUAGCAGUGUUCUUGUAUAAAAAGAAAAAGAAAAUUUCAUAGAAAAAAAAAAAACAAAAAAAAAAAAACAAAACAAACCCAAUUAAUUCGUUAGUAGGUGGCAGGCACACAAAAUCAAACAAACAAACCCAUAACAAACUUCCCACAAAAUCAAUCAUCGUACUAGAAAUUCUCCAUUGAAGCGUACUCGAAAUUCUCCAUUGAAGCGGCUUCUGAGUUCUGACUUUCUGAGCUUUCUCUCCUCGACAGCUCGACUCCUCCAUUGAAGGCUUUGAAGCAGUCUCUAAGGUUGUUGAUAUUUGGUGCGAUAAAGUCACGGUAUUCGGUGCAGAAAUAGAAAAACACAAUACCCGGCUUCAUAGUAUUAUAAUGGAAAACAUUAACAAAGAUUGGACUGAUGCACCCCACACGGCCGAAGAAUAUAUCAAAGGAGUUGUGAAUUUUCUAGAUUUUGCAUUUCUAAAUUCAACCAUGGACACAGAGGAAGAUGAUGAAUCGGAAAUUUUAUGCCCAUGUACGAAGUGUGUUAACAGGUUCUGGUUCCCAAGGGAGGAGGUUUUCAAUCACCUAAUUGCUAACAGAUUUAAUAAGAGGUAUAAAGUGUGGAACUUUCAUGGCGAAGGAUUGACAACAGGGUCUUCUUCAAGGGGAGAUGGGCAUCAGUGUGAUAAUCAAAACACAUUAGACAAUAUGGAUGAGAUGCUUAAUGAUAUUUUCAGAGAUGUUAUAGGAGGUUCAAGCUCUGAAGCAGAAGAACUUCGAAUGGGUCCUCAUGAGAGUGCUAAAAAGUUUUAUAAAUUGUUAGAGGAUGCACGAGAGGAAUUAUAUCCCGGCUGUAAGGAUUUUUCUGUGCUUUCAUACACAGUGCAACUCUAUCUACUUAAAUGCCUUAACGGGUGGAGCAAUUCUUCUUUCGGCGGGUUGAUGAAGCUUCAAUGUGCUGCCUUUCCAUUUGCAAAGCUUCCCACUUCUUUUCAUCAUGCUAAAAAAAUGGUGAAGGACCUUGGACUUAAUUACAAACGAAUCGAUGCGUGUCCUAAUGAUUGUAUGUUGUAUUGGAAAGAACGUGCAAAUGACAAGUCUUGCCAUGUUUGUAAAGCUUCUAGGUGGAAGUUAAAUGAGAAGCAAAAAGAGGAAGGUGCAUUGCCCGACGAAGGAGUUCCUGCAAAAGUUUUGCGUUACUUUCUUCUUAAACCUCGUCUACAAAGGUUGUUCAUGUGCUCUGAGACGGCUGGACUCAUGACAUGGCAUGAAACUGAUCGCAAGAAAGAUGACAAAUUAAGGCAUCCUGCUAAUGGACAAGCUUGGAAAGAUUUCGGUGUUGCACAUCCUCAAUUUGCAAGUGAUUUUCGAAAUGUGAGGUUGGGUCUUACUACUGAUGGUUUCAACCCAUUCAGAACUAUGAGUGUGUCAUAUAGUAUUUGGUCUGUUGUUUUAUCCAUUUAUAAUUUACCUCCUUGGUUAUAUAAUAAGUCCGAGUAUAAUAUCAUGUCUUUGAUUAUACCUGGUCCUUCUUCUCCGGGUUAUGACAUUGAUGUUUACUUGCAACCAUUAAUCGAGGAAUUGAAGGAGUUAUGGAAAGUUGGAGUUGAGACAUAUGAUGCUGUGAAAGAUGAAACAUUUUCUUUAAAGGCAGCCUUGUUAUGGACAAUCAGUGACUUCCCUGCUUAUGCAAUGUUGUCCGGAUGGAGCACCAAAGGAGAAUUUGCCUGCCCGAAUUGCAAUCAUAAGACUUGGUCCAAAUACCUGAAGUAUAGCAAGAAAAUGUGUUACAUGGGACAUCGUAGCUCUUUGAAAGAAGAUCAUCCAUGGCGUCAUAAUAAGAGAGCUUUUGAUGGUUAUGUAGAGACAAGGCCUCCUCCUCCUGCUAGAUUCUCAGGUUCUGAGGUAUUAAAAGAUUUAGAAGGGUUUGAAAAUAAGUUUGGGAAAACUCAAAAGAAGGGCAUAAAGAAAUUUCCUUAGAAGAAGAAAUCAAUUUUCUUUGAGCUUCCUUAUUGGGAAACUAAUACCUUGCGUCAUAAUCUUGAUGUUAUGCACAUUGAGAAAAAUAUUUGUGACAGUGUGCUCGGUACUUUGCUUGAUAUCCCAGGAAAGCCUAAGGACCAUGUGGCAGCCCGCUUUGAUUUACAAGAUAUGGGUAUAAGAAAUGAACUCCAUCCAAAGAGAACAAAUAAUAGAGGGAAGCGUUUAUACUCCAAAGCCUGUUUUUCUUUAUCUUCUAGUGAAAAAGACUUGUUCUGCAGUGCGAUAAAAGGUGCUAAGUUUCCCGAUGGUUGUGCAUCAAACAUCUCCAGAUGUGUCCAAUCCAAUGAGAGGAAAGUUGCUGGUUACAAGAGCCAUGAUGCCCACUUUAUGCUUCAUUAUUUGCUCCAAGUUGCUGUAAAGAAUACCUUGCCUAAGCAAGUAGCAUCGACUUUGAUUAGGCUAGGAUCCUUUUUUAGGGGUCUAUGUAGGAAAGUUCUAAAGCCUAAAGAUCUUGACGAUCUUGAAUCUGAAAUCAUAGAGAUACUUUGCCAACUUGAGAAGAUAUUCCCCCCCCCCCCAGUUUCUUUGACAUAAUGGUCCACCUUCCACUUCAUCUUGUAGAGGAGGUAAGGCUUGGGGGUCUUGUUCAAAGUCGUUGGAUGUAUCCGAAAGAGCGGUAUUUGGGUAAAUUGAAGUCGUAUGUAAAAAAUAGAAGUCGACCCGAAGGUUCCGUGGCAGAGGCCUACUUGGCAGAAGAAUGCCUUAUUUUUUGUUCUCGGUAUCUUCACGAUGAAUUUAGUUCAAAGUUGAAUCGAGCACCUAGAAAUGAUGAUGAUGAUGAUACUGCGUCCAAUGAAGAUGGAAGCCUUUUUCCUAAUGUUGGACGUCCUUUAGGUGUAAAAAAGAAAAAUAAAGGCAAAAAGGUUUCUUUAGAUGAAGACACUUUGAUGAAAGCUCAUCGCUAUGUACUCUUUAAUUGUGAUGAAAUAAGUGAUUACAUAAGUGAACAUCAAGAUUUAGUGAAUCGUCAAAGAAGUCAAGGUAGACGAGAUAAGCGGAGUAGGUGGGCGAGAGCACAAGAACAAAGUCAUGAUAUUGGAGCAUGGUUCAAGGACCGUGUACGGGAAGAAAAUGUUUCCAAAGAAAUCAAGGCUUUAUCCCAAGGUCCUGACUAUACUGUGAGAAGUUUUUAAGGGUACCUAAUAAAUGGUAACAAAUUUCAUACAACUGCACAUGAGUCAAAAAGGAAAACUCAAUGUAGUGGAGUUAGUGUAACAUCUUCAAUGUCGAAUUUUGCAAGUUCCAGGGAUCAAAAUCCUGUUGUUAGGGACGUCAAAUAUUAUGGAGUGGUGGAGGAUAUCAUUGAGUUAGAUUAUUUUGGGCAUUUCAAAAUGGUAUUGUUUCGCUGUAACUGGUUUCAAGUGGAGCAAGAUGAGUUUGGGCUAACAUGUGCAAAUUUUAAAAGGUUAUGCUAUACUAAUGACCCUUUUGUGAUGGCUAAUCAAGUAAACCAAGUUUUUUAUGUGCAAGAUUCCAAAGAAAAGCAUUUGCAUUACGUUAUGGAAACUAUCCCCGGAGACUUCUUUGAUAUGAGUGAAGAAUCAAAUGGUGAUGUUGGAGUUUCUUAUUGGAAUGAAUCUGCUAGUGAUGGUGUUCGCCCAGGGGCAACUGUUGCUGAUGACUAUGAUGUUAGUUGGUUGAGAGAGGACUUGCCUGCCACUAUUGUUGACGUUCCAGAAUACAUGUUAGAAAUGCAAGCAGCGCCGGAAAUUGAUGAUUCAGAUGAUGAAAUCGAGGAUAAUACACUAUGGGAUUUCAUGCAAGAAAGUGAAGAUGAAGCUUUGGAAAUAUGAUUGGUCCUUUCUAGUAUUCUGUUUUUAGUAACUUUGAAGUAAUAAAAGCUUAGGGAUUUUAGGUUAAACAGUUUUGGGUUUUGUUUGACUGCAAAAUUAUUUGUUUUAAUGAUCAAAAGUUUGGUUAUUUUUUUUGGUUUUGUUUUGGGAUUAUUUGAUAAUCUCAUGAAGCUUAAUCUGUUUGUUUCGGAUUAUAAUCAGUUAAUUGUCCAAAUCAAAUAAAUAUGAAGUUCCAGUAGUCAUAUCUCAUCUUGGCCUGCGUUGCCUGGCUCAAAGCUACUUGCUUGCUUGACUGAACUGUACUUUAUUGAUUUCUCCCCUUUUAUGU